This is a messenger RNA of Daucus carota subsp. sativus, 2151 nucleotides long. Its product is annotated as pentatricopeptide repeat-containing protein At1g59720, chloroplastic/mitochondrial. Bases 195 to 2027 code for a protein of 610 amino acids. The transcript has a single exon. Gene Ontology annotation, molecular function: zinc ion binding; protein binding. Lineage: Eukaryota; Viridiplantae; Streptophyta; Magnoliopsida; Apiales; Apiaceae. The record is from RefSeq and is a predicted model, not a curated record.
UAGAAAUAAGUCACUUAUUCCUGGAAAAAAUACGUAAAUGUGAAUUUUUUCCCGAAAUGAAUUCUUGUUUUUAUGAAACAAAGGGGCAGAAACAAGUAAUCUUACUUGUGGCUACAAAACCAGGUAACAGGCUAACAUUUAGUAUGAAGUAAUAAACUGAUAAUGUACCAGAAAAGCUGAAGUACUAACUGAAAAUGGCAGUUUCAGUAAUUUCACCAAACAUUCCCUCCACUUCACACUCUCCACCACUACACAAGCCUCACAAGCAUCAUUCUCAUCUCCUCAAUCUCCUAACUAACUUGAAUUCCUUGUCUGAACUCAAACAAAUCCAAGCCCAUACUCUCCGGACAACCUAUCCGAAUUUCCCGGACACCCUUUUUCUCAAUUCAAGAAUCUUCCAUUCCUCUUCUUUGCUUGAUCUUGACUACACUUUUCGCCUCUUUUCGCAGUUUCGAACCCCCAAUUCUUUCAUUUGGAACACCCUGAUGAGGGCUUGUGCUAAUAGUGAGGGCAAGAAAGAUGAGGUGUUUGGUUUGUAUAGAAGGAUGUUGUGUGAUGAGGGUUUUGUGAUGCCUGAUAAGUAUACUUUUCCAAUUGUGCUUAAGGCCUGUGCUUACCUGUUUUCGAUAUUCGAAGGCAGGCAGGUGCAUUGUCAUGUGUGGAAACUUGGGUUUGGAUUGGACAGCUAUGUGAAUAAUAGUUUGAUUCAUUUCUAUGGGUCUUGUGGGUGUUUGGAUGAGGCCUUGAGGGUGUUUGAGGAAAUGGGGGAGAGGGGUGUGGUUUCAUGGAAUGUGAUGAUUGAUGGGCUUGUUAGAAUGGGGGAGUUUGAUGAGGCGGUGAGGUUGUUUCGCGAAAUGCAGAUGGUGUUUGAGCCGGAUAAGUACACGAUGCAGAGUAUGAUUAGUGGUUGUGCUGGUUUGAGGUCGUUGGCUUUGGGGAUGUGGUGUCAUUGUUAUGUUUUGAGGGAGUUUGAUAGUGAGGCGGGUGAGGCGGUUUUGCUGUGUAAUUCGUUGGUGGAUAUUUAUUGUAAGUGUGGCGCGGUGGAGAUUGGUAGGCAGGUUUUUGAGAGGAUGAAGAAACGUGAUGUUCAUUCGUGGAAUUCGAUGAUUCUUGGAUUUGGUAUGCAUGGAAAGGCUGAGGAAGCUCUGGAAUGUUUUGAUCGUUUGGUUCGUGAAGAAGGGUUAGUGCCUAAUUCUAUCACAUUUACGGGUGUAUUGGCUGCUUGUAACCAUAGGGGUUUGGUUGUUGAGGGUCGCAGAUGUUUUGACAUUAUGGUUAAGGAGUACAAUAUUAAGCCGGUACUAGAGCACUAUGGUAGCCUGGUUGAUCUUCUGGGUCGGGCAGGACACAUAGAUGAAGCGCUUGAUAUUAUUGCAAACAUGCCCAUGAAACCUGAUGCUGUGAUCUGGAGAAGUAUCCUUGAUGCUUGUUCCAAGAAAAACGGAAGUCUGGAGCUAAGCGAAGAAGUGGCGAGGCAGAUCUUUGAAUCUGAAGGUGCUGAUUGCAGUGGCUCGUAUGUGCUUCUUUCCAGAGUCUAUGCAGUAGCUAAUCGAUGGAAUGAGGUUGGUUUGGUAAGAAACUGGAUGACUGACAAGGGAGUGAAGAAAGAGCCUGGUUGCAGCUCUAUAGAGAUGUAUGGUAUUUCUCACGAGUUCUUCUCUGGAGACACAUCUCAUUCCAGAACUAAAGAAAUAUACGAACUGCUUGAUGUCAUAGAUAAACGACUAGAGGCGAUAGGGUAUGUCCCUGAUGUUUCACAAGCACCAAUGAUAGAUGAACAGGAACUUGUAGAUGGCAAAAGACAUUCACUUAGGCUGCAUAGUGAAAGGCUUGCCAUUGCUUUCGGGCUCUUAAACUUGCCACCAGGAGUGCCAAUACGAGUGUUUAAGAACCUCAGAGUGUGCAACGAUUGUCACAACGUGACCAAACUAAUUUCCAAAAUUUACAACGUGGAGAUAAUUGUCAGAGACCGUGCUCGAUUUCAUCAUUUCAGAGAUGGGUCAUGCUCAUGUAUGGACUAUUGGUGACAAACUGUUGUUCUGUUGUAGUAACGUAUCAAAGAUAGUCACUUGUAGCUGAAUCGGAGGUAAGCCUGAACUCAUUCUAUUUGUUACUCUAUUCUGCUUAAUUAUAAGUUUGAACACUUUAUAU